Messenger RNA from Anopheles darlingi, 667 nucleotides. RefSeq names its product SIFamide-related peptide (gene SIFa). The record is from RefSeq and is a predicted model, not a curated record. The transcript has 2 exons. The coding region runs from base 124 to 354 and encodes 76 amino acids. Lineage: Eukaryota; Metazoa; Arthropoda; Insecta; Diptera; Culicidae.
UCUGAACGAGCUUGCAAGGAUAACGCUAGCGAAUUCCUCGAAUCACUCACUGAACUUACCCAAGAAGUCCAGUCCAGUUUGUUCGAUCUAAAAUCACACAUUUAAAAACCAAACCACGCUACCAUGUCUUCGUACAAAGUGCUCGGAAGUCUGAUCGUUGUGCUGCUCGUGGUGCUGGCGUUUAGUGGCCACGUCGAGGCCGGCUACCGGAAACCACCGUUCAACGGAAGCAUCUUUGGCAAGCGCAGCGGAAACUCAGUUGAUUAUGAAGGCAACGCCAAGGUCCUGUCGACCAUGUGCGAAAUAGCCGCAGAAGCGUGCCAGAGCUGGUUCACCGGACAAGAGCAGAAGUGAGCAACCGUGCGACCCUCUUCCCCUCUUCUUCACAGUGAAACCUAACCAAAUUGCCGGGUGUGUGUGUGUGCUUGAGAUUGUUUUCUGUCGCUAUACUCCAUUCGGCCGACGAUGCAUUGUGGUGCAACGGAAACGAUAUCACUGCGGACGGUGCGGAGUUUCCAUGUAACGUUCUAUUCCGGAAUAAAAUGUUUUGUGCUAAGCGAGCAGUAGAAUCAUAGAACAGCUUUGUUUCUGUAAAUUCCUGGAAUGAAGAUGUGCCGCCAUGCUAGCCUAGAUGACACAAUUAAGACGAUGUUUCGAUUAUUGUUUC